CAGAUUUUUAAAACAUUUGUUUAAAGUGUUAUUUCUGUAAGAAAAAAAGACACCGGCGACUUCAUAGUAUCAUUCAGACAAGAACACAAAACCGAAUACUCAAAACACACAGCACAGGGCACAUCUGCACACUGCAAAUGGAUCCUCUAACGGCUCUCCGGGAGAUGACGAUGAGAAACGAGCUCGACAAAAUCGUCCGAUUCGACAACGAGUACCGAUUCGGCUCUUCCUACUCGUUCCCCUGCACAAUCGAAACGGCCUACAGAUCAAAACAAGGUAAUCUCUACACUCUCGAAACCCUAGUUUACUUCAUUAAGAAUGUCAACAUCAAGCACCACGAUUACAUCCGUUACGCCGGCACACAGAAGAUCCCUGCCGUCACUCUCCUCGAUCGCAAACCCUUAAUUGAGUACCUGCAAGGUAGAAUUUCAUCCACCGACGCUAUCGAGUUCCUCCCGCCUCCACCUCAACAUCAAAACUUCGAGAAUCAUGAUUACCGUAUUGGCGAUUACCCUAAUUUAAACGUGGUACCUGGUGACGAAUUGGAUGUUGAUAAUCAGGAACCUAGGGUUGCGGCUCUCGAAAACCCUAUGGACAUGCUUAGAGCAAUCGAAAGACCAUUGAAGGAUCGUGAAACGAUAUUGGAGUGUAGACAUAGGGAUUUCUACAGCGUGCUUACAGCUGCAACAAAGAGAGACGAGGAAAGACAGAGAUUAGAAUCGCAACAGAGGAAAGAUGGUCUGGUAGCUAAGAACAGGAUCGAUAGAGGAUUUGGAGAGGAUUUAGGGUUAGGGUUAGACGGAACUCCAAGGCCAAAAAUGAAGGGGAGCAAGAUUGGUGAUGGGGUCCCGAUUAUAUUGGUUCCAAGUGCUUCACAGACACUGAUCACUAUCUAUAACGUGAAAGAAUUUUUAGAAGAUGGAGUGUUUAUACCUACUGAUGUGAAGAUGAAGCAGAUGAAGGGGCCAAAACCAGAAUGUGUAACAGUUUUGAAGAAGUUUAGCAGUAGGGAUAGAGUAGUGACAGCUUAUGAGGUAAGGGAUAAACCUUCUGCAUUGAAAGCUGAAGAAUGGGGUCGAGUAGUGGCUGUUUUCGUGUUAGGGAAAGAGUGGCAGUUUAAAGAUUGGCCUUUCAAAGAUCAUGUUGAGAUCUUCAACAAAAUUCUUGGAUUUUACAUGCGUUUUGAGGAUGAUAGUGUUGAGUCUGCAAAGAUUGUAAAGCAAUGGAAUGUGAAAAUCAUAUCGAUAAGCAAGAACAAGAGGCAUCAGGAUAGAGCUGCUGCACUUGAUGUUUGGGACAGAUUAGAAGAAUUUAUUACCCCCUUUUACUUUUCACAAAACCUAUCUAAAAACCAAACCUUCUUAUAUCGUUCUCUAAUUUUUGCUGCCGACGACGUUCGUAUUCUCCAUAUCGAUCUCACGACUGCUGCGUCUUCUCCAUCUCUUGCGCCUAUAACAUCUGAACUUAUAUCAACACAGGCAAUAUGCAGGCUAGUGACAGGGCAUGCAGACAUGAACAGAUUUGAAUGGGCUGUUAAUAUCCAAAGAGACAGCUAUGCAUCAUAUGUUGGGCAUUAUCCAAUGCUUGGAUACUUUGCAAUAGCAGAAAAUGAAUCAAUUGGAAGAGAACGCUACAAUUUUAUGCAGAAAAUGUUGUUGCCAUGUGGUCUUCCACCAGAAAGAGAAGAUGAAUAAGGGCAUUUAAUUCUUCAUGGGAGAUUUAUAGUUGUUUAUGAAAAACUUUUGUAGUAUCAACUAUCAACUUGAUGUAUGUUUUAUAUGAUUCAAGUCAUGUAUUUAGUGAUGAACAUUAAUCUUUGUUUUUUAUGUUGGGAAUAAGCUUAUUUUUUGAAACAACAAAUUUUGGCACAAGUUUAUUUGUUAAAUGUACCCAACAAUAUUGGUAGUUUAAAUCGAGCUCCUAUGCUUUUAGCAGUUGAAUAUCAU
Lactuca saligna is the source of this 1946-nucleotide messenger RNA. Lineage: Eukaryota; Viridiplantae; Streptophyta; Magnoliopsida; Asterales; Asteraceae. The record is from the annotation of a GenBank genome assembly.